Molecule: messenger RNA, 747 nt
Organism: Plasmodium knowlesi strain H
Lineage: Eukaryota; Apicomplexa; Aconoidasida; Haemosporida; Plasmodiidae
Product: Plasmodium exported protein (PHIST), unknown function
Exons: 3
Coding region: 1-747 (248 amino acids)
Source: RefSeq, a predicted model, not a curated record
AUGUCGAUAAAGGCAAAUUUCAGGGUGUGCGUUCAUUUCUGGGGAUUUCUACUCUCCCUACUUAUUCUGUUGCUUUGUAUAUUAUCGAAGGGAGGGAUCGCCGCAGAACAGAAAUUCUGGGAUGAGGCCUACAGAGUACUGAACCUUAGAAAACUCCCAUUGUGUAAGAAUUUGCAUUUGGGAAAUUAUUCAAUCGAUUGUAAAAUUGACCUCAAGAACAAUUUGAUAAACCUGAAGAAUUUAUUGGAAAGCGACGAAGCACAGAUUCCAUGCAAAAUAAGCAGAGAGGAAUUAAAAAAGAGGAUUGCAUAUUGUAGAUUCUUCUUCGUUUGUAAGAAAAAAGCACCUGAUGCAAUUUAUGCCUAUAUUCAUUAUUUAAGAGUUAAAUACUAUAAUAUGAUAUAUGGGUUAAAGAAGACAUUUCUAGAAUUAGCAUCUGAAAAUGAAUUACCGGAAGAUGUCCAAAAGAUAUACUGGGGACAGUGUGAAGACGAACUUUUAAAGGAAUUACAAGUAAUGGAAAAUGUCUCAGAGAAGUACUUUCAAGCCUUGAUGGAUAACAAACUUGUUUUAACAAUGCACUUUAACUGGGCCAUGGGAUCCCAUGAGACCUACUGGUAUUCGGAAAUGUUCAAGAAGGAACUUAAGUGGAGCGCGAUCCUCUCCGACUGGGCCAAUAAUUACACACCGCGCUCAGAGGAAAUAUCAACAGAAAGCCCACAAUUUAAGUCCCAAAUCGAUGAGUAA